GACCUCUUUGUUCCAGGUCCCAGCGGCAGCCGAACCGGGCUGCGGAAGUUCGAGGGCGCAGGGUGAGUGACUGCGGCGGCGCCCCCGGAGUCCCCGCAGCGGAGAUCGCGGACGCGGGACCGAGCCCCUCUGACGCCCAGCAUGGACCUCGAAACCAAAAUGAAGAAGAUGGGAUUAGGUCAUGAACAAGGAUUUGGAGCCCCCUGUCUAAAAUGCAAAGAGAACUGUGAAGGAUUUGAACUGCACUUCUGGAGAAAAAUAUGUCGUAACUGCAAAUGUGGGCAAGAAGAGCACGACGUCCUCUUGAGCAACGAGGAGGAUCGGAAAGUGGGGAGACUCUUUGAAGACACCAAGUACACCACCCUGAUUGCCAAGCUGAAGUCAGAUGGAAUUCCCAUGUAUAAGCGCAAUGUUAUGAUACUGACGAAUCCAGUUGCUGCCAAGAAGAAUGUAUCCAUCAACACCGUUACCUAUGAGUGGGCUCCCCCGGUCCAGAACCAGGCGCUGGCCAGGCAAUACAUGCAGAUGCUGCCGAAGGAGAAGCAGCCAGUGGCGGGCUCGGAGGGCGCGCAGUACCGGAAGAAGCAGCUGGCGAAGCAGCUCCCUGCGCAUGACCAGGACCCGUCUAAGUGCCAUGAGUUGUCCCCCAAAGAGGUGAAGGAGAUGGAGCAGUUCGUGAAGAAGUACAAGAGCGAGGCCCUGGGAGUGGGCGAUGUGAAGCUUCCCUCCGAGCUGAACGCUCAGGGCGACAAGGGGCACAGCCCUGCUGGGGACAGAAACAUCCCGGCAACAGUGGGUCCUACGGACAAUUCCGCUGAGCCCAAGAAGACCCAGUAUUCCUGUUACUGCUGCAAACAGACCAUGAAGGAAGGGGACCCAGCCAUCUACGCCGAAAGGGCCAGCUGUGAUAAAUUCUGGCACCCGGCUUGUUUCAUCUGCAGCGUCUGUGGCGAGCUCCUGGUUGACUUGAUUUACUUCUGGAAGAAUGGGAAGCUGUACUGUGGCAGACAUUACUGCGACAGCGAGAAGCCCCGCUGUGCUGGCUGUGACGAGCUGAUAUUCAGUAAUGAGUAUACCCAAGCAGAGAACCAGAAUUGGCACCUGAAACACUUCUGCUGCUUUGACUGUGACAACAUCCUGGCAGGAGAGAUAUACGUGAUGGUCAGUGACAAGCCUGUGUGCAAGCCCUGCUACGUGAAGAACCAUGCUGUGGUGUGUCAAGGAUGCCACAACGCCAUCGACCCGGAAGUACAGAGAGUGACGUACAACGGCUUCAGCUGGCAUGCAUCCACAGAGUGCUUCCUGUGCUCCUGCUGCAGCAAGUGUCUUAUUGGGCAGAAGUUCAUCCCUAUAGAAGGGAUGGUGUUCUGUUCCGUGGAGUGUAAGAGGAUGGUGUCCUGAGAGGAGCGCGCGGAGCAGGAUUGACCACAGCUGUCCAAAGUGGCCUGCGUUUCAUGAUAACAGGCAAUUCGAAAAAAUAAUAAAAGGGGAAAAAAAAACUAUAUAACAAACCAGAAGAUUUUGUCCAAUAUUUUUUUUUCAACCUUACAAAUUCUGUAUUAAUUUUAAAUGACUGCUUUAAGCACAUUUUUUUUCAAAAAGUAAAGAAUCGUAGCUUUAAUGUCCACAUAUUAAAUCUUUGAAUUGGAAGCUUGAAUUUAGUUAUUCUUUAAAACUGUAUACCCUAGUGCCAAAUACUGUGAUAUAUGUAUUCAUUGGCCUGGGAGACAUGAACAUGUCGAGUUCUAUGCUUUGAUUCACAUGGAAAAUGUAAAGGAAAUUAGCUGUUGCCUGAUAUGACACUGUGCACUCAGCUUGUCUCACUGCCCCGUAUGAUGGCAUGAUGGCGUUCAGUGAGUUCC
Molecule: messenger RNA, 1862 nt
Organism: Acomys russatus (golden spiny mouse)
Lineage: Eukaryota; Metazoa; Chordata; Mammalia; Rodentia; Muridae
Gene: Tes
Product: testin LIM domain protein
Exons: 7
Coding region: 142-1401 (419 amino acids)
Molecular function (GO): zinc ion binding
Source: RefSeq, a predicted model, not a curated record